AUUGCUAGAUGCACUAUAAGUCUAUUAUCCAUCCUUUUCUUUUCUUUUCUCUUCUCAUUUUCUUUUUUAAAUUUUGCCUUCCUGUUUGCCACCUGAUCUUGUGUGCAGACAAGAGUCAAGGCCAAGUGUGUCCAUGAGAAAUGACAGUCAGCUUUGCUGUCGACACGAGCAAACAGGUCUCCAUGCCAACUAUCAUCCCUAUUCCAUAUUAAGACACGUUUCGGUCAAGCUUAAUUAACGCCAUUGAGCUCUUAUCUCCCUUUACUGUCAUAUAAAUACCAUCACCCCCCUUUCAGACAAUGUGCUUAUCAAUCACUUUCCUCAUUCUUUUUUUCUUUUUACUUUCCUUUGGUUUCUCUGUUGGAACAAUGUCAACAUCACUCAUGGGUGGGUUUGGGGAGCGAAAACAAAUUAAGAAGCCUGCACAAGCAAGCUCGAGAAAAGGGUGCAUGAGAGGGAAGGGAGGUCCAGAGAAUGCUCUCUGCACUUACAAAGGUGUCAGGCAGAGAACUUGGGGUAAAUGGGUGGCUGAAAUCCGCGAACCCAACCGUGGCGCUCGUCUUUGGCUCGGAACUUUCGAUACCUCUCGUGAAGCUGCAAUGGCUUAUGAUGCUGCCGCCCGUAAACUCUACGGCACCGAAGCCAAACUCAACUUGCCAGAAUUGUGUCCCAGCCCCCGGUAUCCACCACCUUCAACCAAUACUCAGGUACCUGCCAUAGGGAGUCAACCUCAGAACCUGAAUAAUCCAGGUACGGGUUCAUCAGAUAUUCCAAUUAUCAUCAGAUUCAACGAUGUACAACCCGUGUACAAUAACGACUCGGUCAUGUCUUUCCCCACAAGAACCUUGAUUCUCAAGAAAACCUGGUGGAGAGCAAUGAAAAUUGGGGCAAAUGAAGAUGGAAUUGAUAGGUUCUGGGAAAAUAUGAGCGUGAACUUGCCUUUUUUAGAUGAAUCGAUUUGGGCUGAAGCUGCUAUCUCUCCCAGUGAUGGAUGAUCCUGGCAGUUUUGCUGGCAACCUUGUGGAUGCAACUGGCUGGGAUGUCUUGGAAUCCCCAUGGUGCAUGUAAACCAAAGCGAGAUGUUACCAUUCGUGGAAACGUGAAACAACACAUAC
Hibiscus syriacus is the source of this 1115-nucleotide messenger RNA. Its product is annotated as dehydration-responsive element-binding protein 2D-like. The record is from RefSeq and is a predicted model, not a curated record. Gene Ontology annotation, molecular function: DNA-binding transcription factor activity; transcription cis-regulatory region binding. Gene Ontology annotation, biological process: positive regulation of DNA-templated transcription; response to stress. The coding region runs from base 300 to 995 and encodes 231 amino acids. Lineage: Eukaryota; Viridiplantae; Streptophyta; Magnoliopsida; Malvales; Malvaceae. Gene Ontology annotation, cellular component: nucleus. The transcript has a single exon.